AUAGAUGGACUAAAAAGUAUAGAGUCAGUGUUUAGAAGAAACUGCGGUUAGUCUCUACAUAUCCAAAAACUCCAGGUGCUAACUACUGUGUGUCUCUGUUUUCUCUUCUGUAAAUGACGCAUUCCCAUGGCGGCGACUCCUAAUUUUCUCUUCUUUUUCUUCACUUCUGAACCAUUUUCUCCACCCUACUGUCACAUUCAUCACCACCAACACCAACACCAGCAGCAGCAAUCACUAUUGUCCCCUUUAUUGCUUUUCUUCUUCACUUUCUCAUUUUGUUCUCUCACCAUUCUCAUUUUUUCUCUUUACUCUAAGCUUACUAAGAAGAAGAUUAAUGACACUCAUCAACACCUAAUUAAAGUCCGACAAGACUUGUCUAUACAACAGGAAUCUAAGAAUGAUGAACAACCGGAGAUUACGCAUCAAUCUGACCCGACCCAUUUCACCCAUUCUAUUCUUCUCGAGAUCUUACCUUCAAAUUCACCUAAAUGGGUGAAACUGUUUGGUAAUGAAUUGGGUGAUGAUGCCCCGAAUAAGAUUGAAUCGGGUCUUGAUGCGGAAAGGGUGGAAGAGGAUAAGGAUAAAGAGAAGACGAAGAAAAAGAAACGGGCUAAGAAGAAGAGACCCGCUUCGAAUAGUGAAGAGGAAGGGAAGAGGGAUUCUGGGGUUGUGAAGGAGAAAGAGGAAUUGGUGUGUUUAUACCCUUUUACCAAGUCUUCUAGUGCAACUCAGAGGAAAAUUAAGCAACAUUACGAUGAGCUUGUUAAGUCUCAUGAGUCGAAUGGAUUGACUCUGGCUCAGGUUGGUCAAUUUGUUAAUUGCUUGGUUGAAGCAAGGAAUGAGCUACAGCACAAGUCUGAGGUCAUUCAACGAAGAUUCACAAUAACAAAGGCCUUACUCUUUAAGGCUGAUAGGUCUUCCUUUGUUCGCCUACGGCAGCAGAUAUACAAGCUAGAAUUAGAACAAAAGCGAUUGGAAGAGGAUGCUUUUGUAUAUAAUUGGCUGCAGCAACAACUGAAGCUCUCGCCAGCUUACAAGAAGAUGCUUGAAAUUGGUGCGGACAUGGAAAUGAAAGCAAAAUCCAAUGAACUAGUUGAAAACACAGAAGCUGAUUUGCCUGAUAUUUCGUUUGAAGAGUUAUUAGCACAAGAAAAGAAAGAUGUUUUUUGGCAGAAGAAUGGGAGAACGAAAGUGUACUCUGGCUGAGGAUUUAUUUUUUAGCUUAGUUGGUGAGAAUAUCACUAAUGGCAGUAUGUACAUCUUGAUACCAAAGUCAUACCUACUACAGGAAUUUUUUUAUUAGGUGCCUGUGCUUCUUGGGUUGAUUUUGGACCGAAUAAUUGCCAUUAACAUUGUCUUAUUUCUUAGGUACGCCCUGCAUAUGGUAAAUAUCUGGGUCGUAUGCACCACUUUUGGCCUUUGAGGGUCUAUCUAUAUAUGCUAACGACAGUUAUACCUCA
This is a messenger RNA of Solanum tuberosum (potato), 1460 nucleotides long. RefSeq lists its product as uncharacterized. The transcript is spliced from 6 exons. The record is from RefSeq and is a predicted model, not a curated record. Lineage: Eukaryota; Viridiplantae; Streptophyta; Magnoliopsida; Solanales; Solanaceae. The coding region runs from base 127 to 1206 and encodes 359 amino acids.